CCCACGACGCCUGGAGCAAAUAAUUGAUUCCCUGCGUCUUCUUCGUCCGCUUCACUCUCUCUCUCCACCGUCUGCAGAUCGACCAAACCUCCUCCUCCUCCUCCUCCCAUUAAGCCGGUCGCCUCUACAAUGAGAACCUUGCUAGACCCAGUUUUCUCCUUGGUAAUUCUGAUCCUGUGCAGCUCCAUUACCCCGAUCUGCAGCUUCAACAUCACUAAGAUCCUUGCGCAGCACCCAGACUUCUCGACCUUCAACCACUAUCUCUCCGCCACUCACCUCGCCGGCGAGAUCAACCGACGGAAAACCAUCACCGUACUCACCAUUUCCAACUCUGGAAUGAAUUCCAUCCUCUCCAAGCACCUUACCCUUUAUACUCUUAGAAACCUCCUCUCCCUCCAUGUCCUCGUCGACUACUUCGGCGCCAAGCAACUCCAUCAGCUCAACCGCGGAACCACCCUCUCCUCCACCCUCUUCCAAGCUACCGGCGCCGCUCCUGGCACCACCGGAUUCGUGAACAUCACCCUCCACCGGGCCGGCCGCGUCUUCUUCUCCGCCACUGAUUCCGGCGGAAAUCCUCCCGUAUCCUUUGUCAAAUCUCUAAAGGAAAUCCCCUAUUUCAUUUCUGUGAUCCAAAUCAGCUCUCCCCUUUCCUCCCCAGAGGCAGAGGCUCCCACCCCUGCUCCCACAGACGUCAAUAUCACUGCCCUAAUGGCCAAGAAGGGCUGCAAGACCUUUUCCGACCUCCUCGAUUCCACCGCCGACGCCGCCGCUUCCCUCUCUUCCAAUGUCGGCAGCGGUCUUUCCGCAUUUUGUCCCGUCGAUCAGGCCGUAAACCCCUUUCUCCCACUUUUCAAGAACCUCAGUACCGAAGACAAACUCUCGGUUCUCCUGUACCACGCAAUACCCGUCUAUUACUCCAUCCAGAUGCUGAAAUCUAACAAUCAUGUUAUGACCACCCUCGCAACGAAAGGCGCCAAGAAGAACUAUAACCUCACAGUACGGAACGAUGGCGAGGUGGUGACGCUGAGGACGAAGGUCGAUACAGCAAAGAUCACAGGCACGCUCAUUGAUGAGGAUCCGCUCGCCGUGUACACCAUUGAUGUGGUGUUGAAGCCCAGGGAGCUCUUUAAGCCGGUUGAAGCGCCGGCGCCGGCGCCGGCCACAGAUGCGGUUCCACAGAUGCGGUUGCAGAUUCGCCGAAGAGGGCGAAGAAACAACACAAGCACGCAUUGCCGCAGCCGGCAGCGGCGGAGCCGGCUGAUAGCCCGGAUGACGAGCCGGCAGAUCUGA
Molecule: messenger RNA, 1290 nt
Organism: Phalaenopsis equestris
Lineage: Eukaryota; Viridiplantae; Streptophyta; Magnoliopsida; Asparagales; Orchidaceae
Product: fasciclin-like arabinogalactan protein 2
Exons: 1
Coding region: 130-1290 (386 amino acids)
Cellular component (GO): plasma membrane
Source: RefSeq, a predicted model, not a curated record